Molecule: messenger RNA, 2530 nt
Organism: Odontomachus brunneus
Lineage: Eukaryota; Metazoa; Arthropoda; Insecta; Hymenoptera; Formicidae
Exons: 4
Coding region: 950-1783 (277 amino acids)
Source: RefSeq, a predicted model, not a curated record
GCACCGUAAUACCCGGACCAGAUGUUUACGAGGCCAUUCAUUCUUUGUUAAAGGGCUUGCUCGUGAAGUCGUUGAGUUCAUUGGCAUGUGAACUCGGAGGUGUUCCCUCGGAAAGCACCGAUUACGGGUGCUCGUACAUCCGCAUAAAUAAGACACAUCAAUCGCCAUGACGUAACGGCCGAGGAAUACCGAAUUCACGACGGUUCGCGGCGCCGUGGCGCACGAAUAACGCAAUAAUGCGCACCGUGUGAAAGCAAAAUUACGUGUUGUCGAAAUAAAUAUGAGUGUUGCGGAGUUUUGUUUGUUGCGUUUUUUGUUUAUCACCCGAUAAACGUUUAAUACCUGAGUGCUCAUCAAUGUAGGAAGUUAAGUCAACCGUCUACGUCGCGAGUUUUGUUUGUCUGUUUUGCUAUAUGUUAAAAUGUGUGGAAUGUUGACACGGGCGAGCGAAAUAUAAAAAAUAUAUAGUUUACGAAAAAUGUCGUCUAUGUAAAAGUGCGUACGAUGAAAACGUUCUCGGAGCGAGAGUUAGUCAGAGAUAUUCAUAGAGUUACCUGUAAAAAUCGAAUUGAAUCUGUCAAAGCUAAAGUUGAAGUGCUGUUAUCUUUCUGUUAUCUUUGAACACUUAACAGUCGCUAAACCCAAUGGGCAGUGUUAUAUAACACUGUACUUAUCUCAAGGCGAUAAUAUAUCUGAUAAGGGAAUCAUUUUUAAUUUAUAAUGCGUGUCACAGUUCUUUAUGAAGUAGCUUUCAGUCAUUCCUGCAACAUCAAUCAAAAUAUAAAAACCUGUUAGUCGUAGAACCAUAAACUGUUAAUAUCUUAUAGCAUUUAUUUGUUCUCGUGCUGCUGUCCACGUUAUCGAAAAAUUCUUCUAGGUAAAAUUCUUCUAGUCUUGGUGCUUUCUAUCACAUCCCUGCACUGGUGGGUGAUGUAUUUUAAGUCUAAAGAUGAUACGUAUGAUAUACAAAAACUUUGCGACAUAUGGGUCAAAUCUCAUGGGUAUCAUAGCACCUCUGACUAUUCCGCCGUUGCACAUCGCAUCUUUAUAUUACUUCUGGCAAGAGUACUCAAGAGUGGUGGACAAAGAAUAUUGCACCUGUUCAUGUUGGGAUACUGUGUUUAAAGGAUCAUAUGAAUCCGGAAUCGCUUCCUACAAGCACAUGUACUUCAACGCCACCCAGAACACAUUGAAAAUAUGGAUGGCUAUAGUUAUCGGGGUGAUUGCAUUUUACGAGACGGUGAAGUAUUUAACGUGGUUGGCGAUUCAGCAGAGGCUCAGAUACUGCAUGAUGCUGCUUUUCUCGACCACUGUGUUCUCCCACUACUACACCUGGUGGGUGUAUAUAAAUUAUUGGAACGAUGAAUUUUACUCCCAGUGGUAUCAUCAGAUGUUCUUCUCCGUCACCGAGUUAAUAUCCACCUUCUGGGUUCUCCAUCUGGCGGAUAGUAAGAAUCCUGUGACUCGCAGGAAAGCGUUCACCAUAGUUGCGAUAGCAAUUCUGCAUAUUCUGGCUGCCAGCUGGGAUCAGUUCUUUCAAAAUGUUGUCAGAGGGGAAGGUUACGCGCACCAGGUUGUACGUGAUUUGAUGCUCAUGAUACCGGAUAUCCUCCACGUUGCCGUUCCGCUAUGUUCGAUCAAGUGGAAAAGCGGUCAUCAUCUUCCCGGAUACGGCAUGAGAUACUCGACUAUUAUACUAUUCCGAAGAUGCACCAUCACGAAGGAUUUGGUGUACAUGUUAAAUAUAGUCAUGGUCGGAUUAUGGAUUUGGGCAUGUCUGUAAUUUCGACGAUAUCGCUGGAGGAAGCGCGUGAUAUCACGUCCGGCGAUGUGGCCUCGAGGCAUGCCCACUCGUUCUAAAACGAGAACGGCCUUCAUUAAUUUACCAUGUUCUUCCUACGAAAUAGCUGAACUCCGCGAUAUAGAACGCCUAACGAUUUCUAAUACAAGAGCCAAAGUCUCGUCUCUGUGUGACGGAUUUUAUUGUUACUGCAGGCACAGUAUCAAUUUUAUUGAUAUCACAAAGCCAAAGAAAUGUCCCGUCUGUACGUAGUAUUAUCGUUAACGAAUGUGUUCCAAGAGUAGCUGGACUGAACUUAGGUUACUAGGUUGCAUGCCGUCCUUUUCCAUUGUCUAGGUUACCACAUCCUCGUCGUUUUAUUCAGUAUUUUAUAGUCUUACCUCAUCAUGGUCUUUCACAUGAGCUUAUAGGGGGAGGAAGACUCUUAUCUAUUAUUUAUGAAAUAUUCAUAACUUUGCAAAGUUUCGACGUCUUUAUACCAGACUCGCGAGCGGCUGGACAUCACGAUAAGCGUUGAGUGUAAUUCAAGACUUUGUUAAUAGUGAGACUUUUUUAUAAUCUAAAGUGCGUUACAGAUUGCUAAAAAAGAGAAUCGUGAAUGAAUAGCGCCUGAAGAGAGUUACUCCAAAUAAUUUUAAGUAUUGCAUUAAUAGCGAACAUAUCAAAUAAUGUAGAUAGUUUACGCGAGCAGGAUGUUAUCGUGGCAGAAAAGACUAUUGGCACUAUUAA